Messenger RNA from Entamoeba invadens IP1, 921 nucleotides. RefSeq names its product cysteine proteinase ACP1 precursor, putative. Gene Ontology annotation, cellular component: lysosome. Gene Ontology annotation, molecular function: cysteine-type endopeptidase activity. The record is from RefSeq and is a predicted model, not a curated record. NCBI's taxonomy places the organism in Eukaryota, Evosea, Mastigamoebida, Endamoebidae. The transcript has 2 exons. Bases 1 to 921 code for a protein of 306 amino acids.
AUGUUAGCUUUCUUCUUGAUAGCCAUUGCUUUGUCAACUCCAACAUUUGAAAAGUGGAUUCACGCGAAUCACAAAGUCUAUGCCAACAAGGCAGAGUACCUCUACAGAUUGGCUGUCUUUCUUGACAAUGCAAAGUUUGUAGCAGCAAAUCCGAAUACUGAAUUGAAUGUAUUUGCUGAUUUAACACAUGAAGAGUUUAUUAAGUCCCACCUUGGGGCGUCUUAUGAAGUCCCCGAAGUUGCAACAAUCAAACAAGAAGUGAAAUCAGUUCCAGAAUCUGUUGACUGGAGAAGUAUCAUGAAUCCAGCAAAGGAUCAAGCCCAUUGUGGCGGGUGUUGGGCGUUCUGUACUGCUGCAACAAUGGAAGGAAGAGUCAACAAAGACCUUGGGACUCUUUACUCAUUCUCGGAACAACAAUUGAUUUCUUGUGAUCCAACUGACAACAAAUGUAAAGGUGGACACCCAAGCAAUGCUUUUGCUUUCAUCAAGAGUAACAACGGAAUUACUUUAGAAGAAACUUAUCCAUAUAUUGCAGACAAUGGAACUUGUAAAACCGGAGUUAGAAACAUUGCAACGGUGACUGGUGCAAAAAGAGUGACAGACGGAAGUGAGCCGGGUUUACAAGAUCUCACGGCAACUUAUGGACCAAUUGCUGUUGGAAUGGACGCUUCUCGUGUUUCUUUCCAGUUGUAUAAGAAAGGAACUAUUUAUAACGACGAAAAAUGCAAAAGAUUUGUGAUGGAUCAUUGCGUCACUGUUGUUGGGUAUGGAAAGAAUGAUGAUGGUGAGUACUGGAUCAUCAGAAACUCAUGGGGUGAAAGUUGGGGUGACAAAGGCCACUUUUUGUUAGCUCGAAACCAAAACAAUAGAUGCGGUAUUGGUAGAGAUUCCAAUUUGCCAGAAGCUGUCAAACUCGUCUAA